This is a messenger RNA of Nylanderia fulva, 1547 nucleotides long. RefSeq names its product septin 4 (gene Septin4). Lineage: Eukaryota; Metazoa; Arthropoda; Insecta; Hymenoptera; Formicidae. Gene Ontology annotation, molecular function: GTP binding. The record is from RefSeq and is a predicted model, not a curated record.
GUGCGCCAGCGCGAGUCGGCCGGCCGGACGGACGGGCAUUCACGAGCCGCCCUCUCGGAGCCUUAGUGCGUCUGGUCGCGGGCGUUUAGCUGCUGUUAUGCCCGAAGUCGUCGCACGGAGGCGUCCCUAGAUGCUGCCAUUAUGUCCGGUGUAAGACAGGGAUUAUAUCGGCUUCGCGACGCUGCCGGAGCAAGUGCACCGAAAAUCGGUGAAGAGGGGCUUCGAGUUCACCCUGAUGGUGUUGGGUGAGACCGGCCUCGGCAAGUCGACGCUCAUAAACAGCCUCUUCCUCGGGGAUCUGUACAAAGACCGGCGAAUUCCGGAUGCGGCAGAACGCGUGGCUAAGACCACUUCUAUCGAGAAAAAGACAAUGGAUAUAGAGGAGCGAGGCGUUCGCCUUCGUUUGACGAUCGUCGACACGCCAGGAUUCGGCGAUGCGGUAAAUUGCGAGGACACGUGGAAAGCAUGCUCGGCUUACAUCGACGAGCAAUUUCGCCAGUACUUUACGGACGAAAGUGGAUUAAAUAGGAAAAAUAUUCAGGAUAACAGGGUGCACUGUUGUCUGUACUUUAUACCACCGUACGGCCACGGCCUCAGGCAAAUUGAUCUCGAGGUACUGAGGCGUUUACAUCGAAAGGUUAACGUUGUUCCCGUGAUAGCAAAAGCGGACACUUUGACCACGCACGAGGUGAAAAAGCUGAAAGAACGUAUCCUGGCAGAUAUCGAGGAACACGAGAUUCAGAUAUAUCAAUUUCCGGAUUGCGACAGCGACGAGGACGAAGAAUUCAAGCAACAGGAUAAAGAGCUAAAAGCCUGUAUACCAUUUGCGGUUGUCGGAAGUUCGACAGUCCUGGAAGUUGCCGGAAGAAAAGUACGCGGCCGACAAUAUCCGUGGGGCGUAGUGGAAGUCGAGAACCCGAAACACAGUGACUUCGUGAAACUAAGGACGAUGCUAAUAUCGACGCAUAUGCAGGAUCUAAAGGACGUCACGCAGGACGUUCACUACGAGAAUUUUCGGGCCCAAUGUAUUUCGCAAAUUUCGCAGCAAGCGAUCCGGGAACGGAGGUAUUUACGCAUUAAAUUGAAGAGAGAUUCCGGACCGCAUUUCGAGAACAGUAUAUCCGAUACCGACAGACUUCUUUUACAGAAGGACGAAGAGAUACGAAGGAUGCAAGACAUUCUGGCGCAGAUGCAAGAGAAGCUCAAAGCGACUGGUCAAGUCGGCGGUGGAGGAUUGAGAGGUCGAGUCGGCAGCCUCGGCAACGAUUUAGAUUCCGUGGACGUCGAGAAGAAGCGGAACAGUAUUAUAGACGUUUGAAGAGCGUAGACUAUUUAUCAUACCCUCGGGAUAUAUUUAGAAUAUAGUAUCCAAAGUUUAUAGCCCACCCGAGAGAUCUGUACAUAUUUCGUUCAAUUCCUGACAAGUUUUCCGAUAUAUAUGUUGCGCGAAACGUAAUAAAAAAAUACUAAAGAUUUUAUAAAGCUUUUCGAGAUUAUAUGUCAGUACGGAGACCCGGUAAAAAUUUUUUAUAUAUAAUUAUAUAUAA